This is a messenger RNA of Talaromyces stipitatus ATCC 10500, 765 nucleotides long. RefSeq lists its product as uncharacterized. The coding region runs from base 1 to 765 and encodes 254 amino acids. The record is from RefSeq and is a predicted model, not a curated record. Lineage: Eukaryota; Fungi; Ascomycota; Eurotiomycetes; Eurotiales; Trichocomaceae. The transcript is spliced from 2 exons.
AUGCCCUCCUCAGAAACAACCACAACCACAACUACGAUGAAAUUUCCAAUAUCACCCCGCAUCCUCUCCUUGCUAUUCACCUCGCUGUCCUCCCCUUCAUCAAAUAAUCUACCAACGCGCCAAUGGCACCUCCAUCGUAUCCUCCGCAGCGACAAUCCUGCUGACAUAAACGGCGAACUAAACGGAAUAGCGACUUUCCAUCCAUUGCAACCCACACCUUCCGAUGACAAACAUGACGGGACACAAGGCUCAUCCGCGUAUAGACAAAUAAUAUACAAGGAGGAAGGAGAAAUGCCGAGUAGUGUAAUGGGUAUGGCAGGAUUGAAGUGGACGAAAAAAUACAUUUGGCGGUUGAACGGUGCGAAUGCAUCUACAGAGCGAGAAGAAAAUAAUCCAGAAAUGGGUGGAAUUAGCGUCUGGUUCGUCAAGAUAAAACCCAGCGAGGAGAGAAAUGCCGACAGCCAAGACGAGCCAGAUUAUUUAUUCCAUGAAUUCGAUUUCAAUUACUCACAAGAGGCAAAAGAAGAGAAAGAAACAGACACCACAAAACCAAAAUUUGAUCCGCCAACACCUCCGCCGUUGAUUCUCCCUGCCCUCAGGGACAAAUAUCCAGAGACGACAGUGAUUCAAGCGACAGGGGAUCAUCUCUGUGUCAAGGAUAUGAUCGUACCGGAAACGGGGGAAGUGUUGAGUUGGGCUAGUAGACAUGUUGUCAAGGGGCCGAAGAAGAAUCAGGAUAUUUUGAAUCUAUAUUCAAUUCAAUAG